Caenorhabditis auriculariae is the source of this 7542-nucleotide messenger RNA. The record is from the annotation of a GenBank genome assembly. NCBI's taxonomy places the organism in Eukaryota, Metazoa, Nematoda, Chromadorea, Rhabditida, Rhabditidae.
AUGCGGGGAAGAGGGAACUCAGCAAUUUGGAAAAUGCUGAAGAGCCUCAUCGCCUACGAUCAGGUAAGCUUUCGUAGGAAACUAACCAAUUGGCCCUCUGGGAUGUUUCCAUCUUUUUCAUACCUUUCCUGGAUCUUUCAACUCCCACUUUCUAUUGUUUCCCUGAGUCAAACAAAAAGUUAUGAAUUCUUUAUUAUCAGUUCCUGCUGAGUCUUCGUAGCUAGGGGUGACUCUUUUAACACUUAACGUAGGGACCGCAGACGAAUUUUCAAAAAAAUUUUUUUCAGCAUUGAGCUUUGUAUGGUUUGAUAGCUGUUUCGAUUCAAAACUCAGAACCGUUUAGUUUUUCGAAAAAGAUUGAGGAUGAAAAAAGUUAUGACGAAAAAUGUGGCGCGCCGCGCACCAUUUUUUUAGUACUGAAAUUUUGGUAUUAUCCAUUUUGACAUUUUUCUCGAUUUUUUUUCUAGAAUAAGUUUUGAUACUGGUCUAUUGUGAUGUAACAAAUCAUAAAAGAGUGCUAAAAUGAUGCUAACCAGCUAGUUUGCCGAAAAAGUCGGUAUUUUCCAGAAAACAAAAAACUGACGCUUGCGGGCAUCGAACUCGCGACCUCAAAAUGAAAUUUCGCAGCGCACGCGCUGCGCCAAGCUGUCAGGUCUAGCGAGGGGAGCCUCCAUCCGUCAUACCCUUGAGCCGUUUGAAUAGCACAGAUUGCCUAUUUCAAAAAUAAAAACUUGAAGUAAUUCAGCUAUUUUUAUCAGAAUAUGUUCGCAAAUCUUUACUCAAACUUUCCGUGAAAAUUCACUUCGAAAAAGCUGUUUUUUUAGUGCUUUUUUCCUCGUUUAACGAUCGCUGCCUUAAAACGGCCCCCGUAAAUUUUUUUGGCAAAGACGAAUUUUUUUAUUUUUAUUCUUUUUAAUUGAAAGAUUUUUUUACUAAUAAAUGUAUAUAAUCGUUUGAAAAAAACCUGCGUUCGACCGCUUUCUGUGUGAUAAAAGCCGCUAAUUUUUAUCCUCUAGUUUCAAGAGCAUUUCUGUGUAUUAAACAACUUUUUUUCAAGCGCAGAUGCUGUGGAGAAAAAAAUUUAAGUAAGCCCAUGGUCUAAAUUUUUGGAAAAAAACAAAAAAACUUGAUUAUAUUCGCUUAUUAACGAUAUUUUUGAAUUAUGACUUUCGGCGCUCCCUAAAAAUUUUUUUGGCAAAGACGAAUUUUUUUAUUUUUAUUAUUUUAAAAUUACCGUUACUUGAAUCAAAAAUCAUUAUAUGAAAAAAAGAAAGAGUGCGUUCGACCUGAAAAACACAUAAAAAAAGCAAAAAAAUGACAAAAAAAUUUUUUUAGUUCCAUUCACGUUUUUGUACGACAUUCCGCGAGAACGCAUCAAAAAAGCGUGAAAUAUUUUUCAAACGAAAGAGGAAGCUUUUCUGUACAUGUGUGUCAAAAUUUAUUAUCCAGUUCCACAUAUUUUACAACUACAACAAAAUGAAAGUUGAAAACCAAAAAAAAGCCACUUUUUCUAUCGCGAAAAGGGGCGUGGCUUUGCGGUCCCUAACUUAACGCUAAUUUUUAAACUUUCUUUUUCAGCCAUUCAAGUCCUACUCCGAGAAGCUUGUUCUAUCAGCAGAUAGAAUGCCGUCUCGCCCAGAAACGCCGUCGUUUCAAGCUCUGGAUGUGGGUCCGGUUAGCCCCAAAGGUAAUACCAAAUCUUUAACUCAGAUUUAAUAUGCGCAUUUAAUGUUUGAUCAUCACUUUUAAUUUCUUAAUUAUGACCUUCUUUCAUAUGGAAGUUAUUUUAUAUUCUAAGAUUUGAAAGUUUGAUAUAGUCUGUGUGCCAACUCAGGCACUCAAAAUUUCUCCCGCGGUGGAAGUUCGCCAUUCCCGCGCGUGAAAAUCGGGAGAACUACGCGACCCGAAAUAUUAAACAGCAUUUAUUACCGCAGAAAUAAAAUAGUAACAAUUUUCGUUGCGAGGCAACAGAAGAGAGGUCAACAAUAAAACUAACUGGGGCAUGGUCUCUUUUGAACAUCAAGUUGAGAAACAGGGUUGAGUAGAACUUUAUUUCUGAUUCCGAGAACUUUUACCUAGGCCUAUUAAAACCCAUAUGGCCUCAAAUCUCAACUCGAUGUUCAGGGAGACCAUACCCUCCCAAGGAAAACAUUGUAGAAAAAAGAAGAUGACGAUUGUAGUAGAUGCAACCAUAUUGCCGAUGAGAGAAAGCUAGUAAUCAUGGAAAACAUAAAUUCCUUUUUUGAGAGAAGACUUGAUACGGCUGUGAGACAGUAGGAGCUGUACCUUUUCUAAUCGCUAGGCAUCAUUUUUGGUCAUGAUUGAAAUUUUUUGAUUUGGUUUUUCCUUUUCGUAUGAGAUGUUUUGUUGAUUUCUUCAGGAAGGUUGUAUGAUCUCUGUUCAGCUGACUAAGCUCGAUCAGAGCGAAAGGCGCACGAUGAAGAACAAACCACUAUGUGGGAACUAUAGAAAGCCCACUGGACUCAGUUCUGCAACCCCUCCGGUGCCUUAAUAUCUUUCUAGAUCUCUACAAAAACACAAGAGCCGUCAAAUUUGAUGAAAUCGAUUUUUACCGAUUUUUGAAAUCAUUGAACGUAUUAUACUGGCGCCUCAAAAUUUCCUUGAAACGUCUAAAAAUAUGAAAAUACUACAAAAUAAGAAAAUAACCACCAUUAAAUGUAUUGCAGAUGUCGUAGAAAUAAAAUGAACUUUUUAAACGUUUACCUUUUAUUUUGAUAUAUAUAAAUAUUUUGAAAUUCUGGAAACAAUUAAACUGAAAUAGAAAAAAAAAUUGCGAAAGGAAACGUUGCGCGCUUCUGAUUACUUGGAUUCAAACUAUCUGCAUGAAUCGCGUUUCCCGCGGUCAUUUCUGGCGGGAGUAGCGCGGCAACCCCGUAAACUUCCCGAAUCACGCGACUUUAAACGCUCAUUUUGCGGGAUUUACCAAAUUUGAUCGACGGGAAAGCCCGAAUGACCAAAGCAACUGAGAACAAGAGAUGCCGUAAUUCACGCGCGCGAGCUCCCGAACGCUCAUUUUUACCUAAUUCCUCCAUCGGGAGAAAAUCUUGAGUGCCUGAGACAACUUAAAAUUUUACGGAACGACAUUUCGCUGUCCCGCUGCGUUUGUUCGCGAACCUUCUCCUGAAUCUAGGUCACGCUUUCAAUUGAUUAUUAUUUAUGUGGGAGCACAUGAAAGUAGAGUACUUUCAUUUCAAUCACUUUAUUUUCGCAACAUCGGGAUGGUGUGGUGAUGUUGCAGGGAGGGAAAAAGACCACUAGGUGGAUUAACUAACCCCACCUGUGAAGAAAAAAAAAAGUUUUUUGUGUGAGAAAAGAAACAUAGAACCAUAAUAAGUAGAUAUUUAAAACCAAGUUGAUCAUGGCACAAAUCUGUGAACACUUGAAAGAAUAUGCUCGACGCCAACAUUUUCUGCAUAAACUAAAAACAUGUCCUUAAAUUUUUUUUUUGUCUUCCUCUGCCAAUAAUUCAUGUUCAAUGUCAUUCCAAACAUUAGUAAUGCGAUGUGAUAAGAAAUUGAAGAAAACCAAUGAAGGUUUCGUUUUUAUUAAUUUAAAACCAUUUCCUCUGAGCUGACUGGGACGGUCAAAGAUGUUAUGUACCUGGAUGGGAGAGUCUGACCAGCACUUAUUAUGCAAAAACUGAUGUGAUAAUACCAGAUCCUUAACUAAACGUCUAAAUCAAAGAGGUUGAAGACCUAAAAGUUUUAACCGUUCAUUAUAUUAUAUUCUUGGAAAAGGCGCUUUGUGAAACGCCUCUAGACAGAUUCUAAUCGAUCAAUAUCUGAUUUUGUCAAUGGAAACAUUAGUUCCGAACCAUACUCUAACAUGAAAAAGUACUUUGGCCUUAUAGAAUUUCAAGAAGUUUUUGUUUCGAGAAGCUAAAACAGCGGAAUAGAUUGUUUGUAAUACGCAUAGUUUUUAACGGUAACUUCAAUAUGAUUAUGCAGGUUAGAUAAAAAAAUAACUCCGAGAUCUUUCAUGCAAUCCUCGUUAUCCACUGUUAUACUAUUAAGCUCGUAACUCGCAACACUUCGAUCUCGUUUCCCAUAACUGACAUUGAGACUUUUAUUUUCUGAAUGAAUGAAACUUAAUACCUAAUUAAAGAAAAAAAUUAGAAGCGCGACCAAGGUUCGCAAAGGUGCGCAGGUGCACAGCGGAAUGUCGUUUGGUGGAAUUCCAAGUCGUGGUACACAGGCUAUAUUCUUUGAGCCUGUUUGAUUGAUUUUUUUGUUUCAGGACCUACAUCAAGAAAGCGACAAAAGAUUGAUCCAGAGCUAGAACCGCUACCUGUAGAUGGAGAUAUAAUGACUCGAUUAGGGCAGUAUGCAUGGUUCUAUACGAAAGGAGGAGACAAUUUACAAAAGAUCGGCUAUCCCGGUGACGAAAGAUCUGGCAAUCACCUACCGUCAUGGGGAAAACAAGAAUUACUUAAAAGGCGAUUCUAUCAAGCUUUCUUCAUAUCAAAACCAGAAAAUGGUUGUUGAUACUUGCGUAGUUCUUGUUGAUGAAGCCCUCGAUUUAAUUGUACUCCAAACAAAAUCCGCCGAACUCUGUGAAAGAGAUUUGAUCAAAGAAGCAGUCAAGCCGCACAGAGGAAUGAAAUACACUUUGGUACGUUUAACUAUAGUCAAUCUACAGUGAAGUUGCUAAUCGGGGUAAACAGCAAGUAGAGUUCUCAAAAAUAAAUGUUUGACGAACGUUCAACCGAACAUUUGAUGAACUCGACCAAGUAGUUGAAUUUCACAUGAACCGCUCGUUAAAAAAAAUUCAUUUUGGUUAAAUUUCAUAACUGAGCGUUUGGAAAAAAAUGAAAAAAAUUACUUAUUUUUCGAUAUAACUCCGAGAGCCAUCCCGAUAACGAAAGAUCUGGCAAUCACCUACCGUCAUGGGGAAAAACAAGAAUUACUUUAAAAAGGCGAUUCUAUCAAGCUUUCUUCAUAUCAAAAACCAGAUAAUGGUUGUUGAUUUGCGUAGUUCUUGUUGAUGAAGCCCCUCGAUUUAAUUGUACUCCAAACAAAAUCCGCCGAACUCUGUGAAAGAGAUUUGAUCAAAGAAGCAGUCAAGCCGCACAGAGGAAUGAAAUACACUUUGGUACGUUUAACUAUAGUUAGGGACCGCAGACGAAUUUUCAAAAAAUUUUUUUCAGCAUCGAGCUUUGUAUGGUUUGAUAGCUGUUUCGAUUCAAAACUCAGAACCGUUUAGUUUUUCGAAAAAGAUUGAGGAUGAAAAAAAGUUAUGACGAAAAAUGUGGCGCGCCGCGCACCAUUUUUUUAGUACUGAAAUUUUUAGUAUUAUUCAUUUUUUUGACAUUUUUUUCUCGAUUUUUUUCUUCUAGAAAAAAAGUUUUUGAUACUGGUCUAUUAUGAUGUAACAAAUCAUAAUAGAGUGCUAAAAUGAUGCUAAUCAGCUAUUUUGCCGAAAAAAAGUCGGUAUUUUUCCAGAAAAACAAAAAAACUGAUGCUUGCGGGUAUCGAACUCGCGACCUAAAAAUGAAAAAAAUCGCAGCGCACGCACUGCGCCAAGCUGUCAGGUCUAGCGCGGGGAGCUUCCAUCCGCCUUACCCUUGAGCCGUUUAAAUAGCACAGAUUGUCUAUUUCAAAAAGAAAAAAACUUGAAGUAAUUUAGCUAUUUUUUUAUCAGAAUAUGUUCGCAAAUCUUUACUCAAACGUUUCGUGGAAAUUCACUUCGAAAAAAACUGUUUUUUUCAGUGCUUUUUUUGCCUCUUUUAACGAUCGCUGCCUUAAAACGGCCCCGUAAAUUUUUUUGGCAAAGACGAAUUUUUUUAUUUUAUUCUUUUUAAUUGAAAGAUUUUUUUACUAAUAAAUGUAUAUAAUCGUUUGAAAAAAACCUGCGUUCGACCGCUUUCGGUGUGAUAAACGCCGCUAAUUUUUAUUCUCUAGUUUCAAGAGCAUUUUUUUGCGUAUCACAAAAACUUUUUUUCAAGUACAUAUGCUGUGGAGAAAAAAAUUUAAGUAAGCCCAUGGUCUAAAUUUUUGAAAAAAACAAAAAAACUCGAUUAUAUUCGCUUGUUAACGAUAUUUUUGAAUUAUGACUUUCGGCACUCCCUAAAAAUUUUUUUGGCAAAGACGAAUUUUUUUAUUUUUAUUGUUUCAAAAAUUACCGUUACUUGAAUCAAAAAUCAUUAUAUAAAAAAAGAAAGAGUGCGUUCGACCUGAAAAACACAUGAAAAAAAGCAAAAAAAUUACAAAAAUUUUUUUAGUUCCAUUCACGUUUUUUUGUACGACAUUCCGCGAGAACGCAUCAAGAAAGCGUGAAAAUAUUUUUUUAAACGAAAGAGGAAGCUUUUUUCUGUACAUGUGUGUCAAAUUUUAUUCGCCAGUUCCACAUAUUUUUACAACUACAACAAAAUGAAAGUUGAAAACCAAAAAAAGCCACUUUUUUUCUAUCGCGAAAAAGGGGCGUGGCUUUGCGGUCCCUAACUAUAGUCAAUCUACAGUGAAGUUGCUAAUCGGGGUAAACAGCAAGUAGAGUUCUCAAAAAUAAAUGUUUGACGAACGUUCAACCGAACAUUUGAUGAACUCGACCAAGUAGUUGAAUUUCACAUGAACCGCUCGUUAAAAAAUUCAUUUUGGUUAAAUUUCAUAACUGAGCGUUUGGAAAAAAAUGAAAAAAAUUACUUAUUUUUCGAAAAAAAAUUUUUGGUUAUAAAAAAAUGAAAAUGAAAAAUUUCAUUUUUGAAAAGUUUGGUCAUUAAGGCGAAUAUUUAUUUACUAGUCAGAAUGUGAUCGUUUAGAAAAUGACUAUUUAUUUUUUUCGGUCAUAAUUUGAAACGUCACAAAAUGAAAAAGAAUGAAAGUGAUCAAUUUUUGAUUGAUCUUUCAAACACGACAUUCGGUUAAAAAUGUCAAAAAAAGAAAAUUGCUCGUUUUUUUGAAAAAAAUGUCAUUCUUUUUCAAUUUUUUUCAUUUUGAGAACUCAGCAGGCGUUUUUCACUCUGAAAUACAGUGAGAUAUCGUUACUGACAUAAAAAAAUGAAAACAUGAAAGUUUUGUAUAGACUUUAAGUGUUUUACCUACAACUUCUGAAUGAUUUCAGAUGGGCUAUUCGGUUAUUCAUGGCGGAACAUCACACAUAUCCUUCUCCGCAGGAAUCAUUUCUAGUGAUGUUACAUCACGAUUCCGUUUUCUGGGCUCGAGUGGCUCUUACAAAGGCGAUAGCGGUGGAAGUUAUUGGAGCGAUGAUGGAAGGUUGAUUGGGAUGCAGGUAACCUAAUCGACUUUUUUUCAAAAUUAGGAUCAAGUUUUUUUUUGUUGCGGGAUUAGAGCAGCACGGCAAGAAUUCAGAAACUAAAAUUGCAGGUUGAGACGGAAAUUGUUCCUCAUACAACGUACAAUAAUGAUCGACCGGCAUCGGGUGGACGAUGUGGAAUCAUUCCGAUCACUAAUAUUCAUUCAAGAAUUUUGGUAAGCUUAUAAAUGAUCUUAGGAAUUUUUACAGUCAUAUAAAUAAAUGAUUUAGGAGUUAUUACCGCAAGAAGAAGAAGUCGAUUGGAAUGAAUGA